CGGGAGCCGCGCGCUCCGGCCCGGAAAGUUUGGGGCUCGCUCGGCGCCAUGGCCAGGAGCAGCUCCCUGAACGUCCGCGUGCUGGAGGGCCGGGCGCUGCCCGCCAAGGACGUGUCGGGGAGCAGCGACCCCUACUGCAUCGUGAAGGUGGAUGACGAGGUGGUGGCCAGGACCGCGACGGUCUGGCGGAGCCUGAGCCCCUUCUGGGGGGAGGAGUACACGGUGCACCUGCCCCUGGACUUCCACCACCUGGCCUUCUACGUGCUGGACGAGGACACCGUGGGGCACGAUGACAUCAUUGGCAAGAUCUCGCUGAGCAAGGAGGAGAUCACGGCUGACCCCCGAGGAAUCGACAGCUGGAUCGACCUGAGCCGCGUGGACCCCGACGCCGAGGUGCAGGGCGAGGUCUGCCUGUCCGUGCAGCUGCGGGAGGAUGGGCGUGGCCGCUGUCUGCGCUGUCACGUGCUGCAGGCCAGGGACCUGGCGCCCCGGGACAUCUCUGGCACCUCUGACCCUUUCGCGCGUGUGUUCUGGGGCAACCAGAGCCUGGAGACUGCGACCAUCAAGAAGACCCGCUUCCCGCACUGGGAUCAAGUGCUGGAGCUCCGGGAGCCCCCGGGGCCGCCCGCCCCGCUGAGGGUGGAACUCUGGGACUGGGACAUGGUGGGCAAGAACGACUUCCUGGGCAUGGUGGAGUUCACCCCACAGGUCCUGCACCGAGACCCUCCCCACGGCUGGUUCCGCCUCCUGCCCCUCCCCAGAGCUGACCAGGAUGUCCGGGGGAGCCUAGGCGCCCUGCGGCUGAAGUUGCGCCUGUCGGAGGACCGAGUCCUGCCCUCCCAGCACUAUCAGCCGCUGGCCCAGCUGCUCACCGAGUCGGUGCUGCGUCCCGCAGAGGAGGACGUGGCCAGCCCCCUGGCUGUGCUGGAGGAGGUGACGUCGGGGGACUGCCGCCAGGACCUCGCCACCAAGCUGGUGAAGCUCUUCCUGGGCCAGGGCCUGGCCGUGCCCUUCCUGGACUACCUCACCCGGCGGGAGGUCGCCCGCACCACCGACCCCAACACCCUCUUCCGCUCCAACUCCCUGGCCUCCAAGUCAAUGGAGCAGUUCAUGAAGCUCGUGGGCAUGCCCUACCUGCACGAGGUCCUGAAGCCCACGGUCACCCGCGUCUUCGACGAGAAGCGCUACAUGGAGCUGGACCCCAGCAAGAUGGACCUGGGCCGCACGCGGAGAAUUUCCUUCAAGGGCGCCCCCUCGGAGGACCAAGUGCGCGAGGCCAGCCUGGGGCUGCUCAAGGGCUACCUGGGCCCCCUCCUGGAUGCCAUCGUGGGCUCUGUGGAGCGCUGCCCGCCCACCAUGCGCCUCGUCUUCAAGCGCCUGCAGCAGCGGGUGGAGGCACGCUUCCCCCAGGCAGAGCACCAGGAUGUGAAGUACCUGGCCGUCAGUGGCUUCCUCUUCCUGCGCUUCUUCGCACCCGCCAUCCUCACCCCGAAGCUCUUUGACCUGCGGGAGCAGCACGCGGACCCCCAGACCAGCCGCUCGCUGCUGCUGCUGGCCAAGGCCACGCAGAGCAUCGGCAACCUGGGCCAGCAGCUGGGCCAGGGCAAGGAGCUGUGGCUCGCGCCCCUGCACCCGUUCCUGCUGCAGAGUAUCUCGCGGGUGAGGGACUUCCUGGACCAGCUGGUGGACGUGGAUGGGGAGCAGGAAGCUGGGGGCGCCGCCCGGGCCCUCGUGCCGCCCUCUGUGACCGUCCGGGAAGGUUACCUGCUCAAGCGCAAGGAGGAGCCGGCCGGCCUGGCCACCCGCUUCGCCUUCCAGAAGCGCUAUUUCUGGCUCAGUGGGGAGACCCUGUCCUAUUCCAAGAGUCCUGAGUGCCAGACGCGCGCGUCCAUCGCCGUGCCGGACAUCCGCGCCGUGGAGCGCGUGGACGAGGGCGCCUUCCAGCUGCCGCACGUGAUGCAGGUGGUGACUCGGCGCGGCGCGGGCGCGCUGCACACCGUCUACCUGCAGUGCAAGAACGUGAACGACCUCAACCACUGGCUGUCGGCCCUGCGCAAGGCCAGCGCCCCGAACCCCGACAAGCUGGCCUCCUGCCACCCGGGCGCUUUCCGGGGCGCGCGCUGGACCUGCUGCCUCCGGGCCGAGCGCUCAGCUGUUGGCUGCAGCCGCACACACUCGGCUGUCACUCUGGGGGACUGGAGUGACCCCUUGGACCCGGAUGCAGAGACGCAGAUGGUGUAUCGGCAGCUGCUGCUGGGCCGAGACCAGCUCAGGAUGAAACUCCUGGAGACCAGUGAGGACGCAGAGCCAGGCAAGGAGUCUCCUGUCCCCCUCCCAGGGGCCUGUCCGGCUGCCCUGGACCUGCAGAGAGAGGCAGCCGCCCGCCUGCUGGACGUGCUCGCCGACCUGGACCAAGCCCACGAGGAGUUCGAGCGGCAGGAGCGGGUGAAGGCCGCUCCCAAGCCCUUGGGGUCCUGAGCACUGCGGGCGCUGACUUGGAAGGAAGAGCAGAGGCCCUU
This is a messenger RNA of Sorex fumeus (smoky shrew), 2519 nucleotides long. It is a transcript of the gene RASAL1, whose product is annotated as RAS protein activator like 1. Gene Ontology annotation, molecular function: GTPase activator activity. The record is from RefSeq and is a predicted model, not a curated record. Lineage: Eukaryota; Metazoa; Chordata; Mammalia; Eulipotyphla; Soricidae. Gene Ontology annotation, biological process: regulation of GTPase activity; negative regulation of Ras protein signal transduction; cellular response to calcium ion. The transcript has 21 exons. The coding region runs from base 49 to 2478 and encodes 809 amino acids.